Molecule: messenger RNA, 3279 nt
Organism: Cladocopium goreaui
Lineage: Eukaryota; Dinophyceae; Suessiales; Symbiodiniaceae
Source: the annotation of a GenBank genome assembly
AUGACCCUGGCAGAUUUGGGCCGCAAAAAAUUUGUUUCACAGAGUGCUCUCAGCGAAUUGCUGAAGGAACUGAAAUCAUUAGAUGAACUGCCUGCUGCUACAUCCAGAUCCAGCGUCAAACGUGCCCGGGAUGAGAAGAUGAAGAUCCAUACGCCAGUUGGGCCCUUAUUUACAACCAGAAGUCUGGCUGCGAACGAUGGUGCAGGCCACAUGCCAAAUGAUUAUGUUUGUAAGUUCUACGCAUACUAUUGGUCACUGAUCCAGCACGGUCAGCGUGGCUUAACCAGGGAGGAUUUGUGGCACACAGUAUCUAUAGUUCGCAGCAACAACGUGGGAAGGCUGCAGGGAGGUGUCAGUUGUUUGACGAAGGUCAUCACCCAGCUCUUUACUCCUCUGGAAUCAGGACUCCUUCUCACACUUCACAGUGGACGCAAAGUCUUCUUGUUUGGACGCCUUCGGUGUCUCAUCGGAGACGAAGCCGCCUUAAAGGCGAUGUGGGCUGUCAAGGGAGCAGCUGGUACCCUGCCCUGCCUGUUCUGUUGGAACGUAGUGCAGGCCCGAAGCGACCUCCAUCUGUCGGAUCCCAGCGGCACUUUAGUCCCCCACACGUGUUUUGACAUAGGGCAGCUGCAGCUACGAACCGAUGCUGAAUUGGCCGCAGCGGCCUUGAUGUUGUCAUCUGAGAAGCCACUCCGUACAAAGAAAGCUUUUGAGACCCUGGAACAAUCCCUAGGGAUAAAUUUCAAUCCCGACGGUAUGCUUUUCCAUCCGGACUGUCCUCUCAAGCCCAUUGAGCACACUAUGUUUGACUGGCUGCAUGUAUAUCUUGUCAAUGGAAUAUUUCAAUGUGAAAUCAAUUUGCUGCUCCCUGUUCUCGCGGCAAAUGGCCGAAGUCAUGCAGCUCUUUGUCAGUUUAUGAAAUCUUUCCAAGCUCCACAAGAUCAGAAGUCGAAUCUCACCGGUGCCAUCAAAACCUUUGAGAAAUCCAAGACAAAAGACGGUUGGAAACCCUUCGCCAGUGAAGUUUUGUGCACAUACCCAUUGCUCAGGCUGUUUGUCAUGGAUACUGCGUUUGUCCAGGAAGGACAUAUUCUGAUGGCCUCAUCCUUUCUACUCCUCUGUCGAAUAUUGGAUCUGCUUUCCAUGAUCGGAAAGGAUGUGCAGGUAGAUGCUGUGACGUUGGAAGGUCUGAUCCAGCGUCAUCUGACAGCGUUUAAGAACGCUCACGGUGAAGACGAACUUGUGCCCAAGUUCCAUUAUGCUCUACACUUACCGCCCCUACUAAGACAGCAUGGCCUUCUCAUAUCAUGCUGGACGCAUGAACGCAAACACAAAUCGCUCAAACUUUUCGCGAACCAAGUUAGCAACGCCGGAACUUGGUACGAGAUGUCGGUCUUGCGAGAAGUGACGCACAGUGCCAUCAACUGCAUCCUGGACUUCAAACCCAGCGACAUCAGGUUGCAGAAGCCAAAGCCAUCCAGGAAGAUGAAGUGCGCAAUCCUUGAGUUGGAUUUUUUAAGGUGCAUGGAUGGUGCUUUUGUUGCCACUGUGGCAGACAUUCACGGCUUGACUUGUCAUGCAGGUGAUGUGGCACUGCUACGUUUGGACGGUUCCGAAUGUGUUGGGCGCGCUCGUGGAUGCAUCGAUCCCGCAGAGGUGCGAACUGUCAUUUGUUGGUGGCAGCUGACACAUCGAGAAGUGGACACUAGUGCAAUUACUGUUUGUCGAUAUGUCCGGCAGUGCUUCAACGGCACGCUGCUUGACACUUGCACAGCAGAGAUGUCGCUGUGCGCACUUUGCAGAGUUCAACUCGCAAAGCACUUGGCUGAUAUCACUCACACCCAGGCCUUGGUCCAAGCCCAGGUGGACACGCUGGGUCACGACGAAUCAUUUGACCGUCAACAAGUCCUUGGGGUACAGGCUGAGAAUUGCAAGCGUCACCUUCGGCAGCUGAAAACCAUUUCCGCAGAGGAAUGCUUUGAGCUGCAGGACCUCAUCUUCAAGGGUCCUUGGAGUGCAGAGAUGAAGACCAGCAUGGUCAACAUCCUGAACGAUGCUUCCCGAGAUGAGGGUGGGACCGGAAGCGAGGGCAAGCAGUAUUGCCCAGCAUUUGUGGCAUUUCUGAGCAAGAGUGAUGUUCAGAAACUAAACGAUCCAGACAUGGGCAACAUGAUGAAGAUUCAGGUCCUGGCAGAACGCACCCUGAACAUUGGCUUCUUCAGGCCAACUGAGCCGGGGUACAAGAUCAUUCUUGCUGCCGGUUGUGCCAAUGGCAUGACGGUGCAGCCAAGCGAGAACCUGCCCUUCAUCAACGAGUUGAAGCGCUUGGUCCGUGGAGGUGCGAAGAAGCGCCCCAAGCCCAGCUCAUGGUUGCUCAGGUUUCCCAACCAGCCAAGUGAACUUCCUCCUGCUCUCUUGGAGUCAGCAUAUGCUGCUGACGACCCACCAGUGUCUCUUCAAAACGUGGCAGAGGCAGCUGCCUUGAAAGCAUCCGUAGAUCUUGGGUGCCGCAAGUCAAAGAAGGCAUUGCAUGAAAAGACAGAGGCUUCCUCUUGGUCUAUGGUUCCAGCCACUCCUGCUUCGGCAAUGGGCGCAGGCAUUCAGAUGGGAAUGCCCGGCAACAUGCAGAACCAGAUGCAGGGAAUGCAGGGGAUGCUCCAGAUGUGCCAGAUGAUGGCCUCAAAUCCAAUGCUGUUCCAGAUGAUGAACAUGAUGGCAAACAGCGGGCAGCAAGAGAUUCCCAUCACCAUGAUUGGGAAGCGAAGUGACCGUGCAUCGCCCUCAUGCCCUGGCACACCAGCAUCGUCUCCGAAGAAUGACUCGCAGGAGCAAGAGGUUCCGCCCAUUGAACCUGAAGAGAAGGCCGCGGAGGCACCGAAAAUUCCUUUGUUCGAUUUGGGUGCGCCAGACGAGAAAGACUUGAAUUCAGAUCUUCAGAAAAAGGCUCAAUCGAUGGUCGCCAGCCAGGCGAAGGUUAUGGAGAGAGCCCUCGAAGAACGGGCCAUGAAAAAACCAGCCACAUGCAAUCCAAAGGCAAAGGCCAAGUCGACCGCAAGCAAGUCAGAGACGAAGGCAAUCAAGAAAGAUCAGGAAGGCGGUCUCAAAAUGGACCGCAAAAACAUCCACUCUCGCACGUACACAGCGGCGAAGCUCAAGUUCUUGAAGCAAGGCUUCAAGUUGGAGGACGCAGUUGAGAAGGCAAGUGCGGUGGCGGCAAACGAGCUGAAGAAGCACGGCUUUGUGCCCCAUCCAAAGAACCGGCCAAACAAGAAGAAGUGA